Molecule: messenger RNA, 4119 nt
Organism: Bombyx mori (domestic silkworm)
Lineage: Eukaryota; Metazoa; Arthropoda; Insecta; Lepidoptera; Bombycidae
Gene: HGTX
Product: homeobox protein Nkx-6.2
Exons: 3
Coding region: 442-1182 (246 amino acids)
Biological process (GO): regulation of transcription by RNA polymerase II; cell differentiation
Cellular component (GO): nucleus
Molecular function (GO): DNA-binding transcription factor activity, RNA polymerase II-specific; RNA polymerase II cis-regulatory region sequence-specific DNA binding
Source: RefSeq, a predicted model, not a curated record
AAAAAGAGUACAUCAAUUAUUUUCACUUAUAACGUCAUUCAUAUUAUUACUCGAACAAUAGUUUUUAGCGCAGACGAGAGAGGGGGCGGGGCAGCUCACGGCCGGAGGGGGGGAACACCGCAAAAACUGCACCCGACUUAAUUAUAAAGAGACAAGAAACGCUAUUAAAUACCUAUUCGUUAAAUCUACGCUGUCGUGUUAACACCAGGAGCGCGCCGUCUCUAUCGCACCUGCUCCGUUAGAAGCGGGACGGAUAUAUUUAAAACGCGCCACGCCGCUAAGGGGCGUCGCAGAUAUAAGGUUUAGAUUGACUGGGCGUUCUCAAUUGAAGCGGUCUUUUUGUUUGUUCGAGGGUUUCUUUUCAUUUGGUGUCGGGACGCGGGCGCGGGUAGACGUGCCGCGAUGUACUGCAUGUAACGCGGUCGAGUUGUGCUUGUGGACAUGUCGGAACUACGUGGCUCGCCGCCCAUGUCGCGGAACUCGCUGGAGAACGGCUUCGGGGCUCCUCUGGCGGCGCUGAGCUCGUUGGCGGAGGCCGCCCCGCCGGCUCCGAACCCUCACGGCAUCGACCACAUCCUGUCGCGGCCGGCGGUGGGCGCGAGCGUGGGCGCGGGGUUGCUGACGCCGCGGCUGUCGCUGGCGGCUGCGGCGGCGGGGAUGGCGCAUUACCUGCAACACAAGCCUCUGUACUGGCCCGGCUUCCAAGGGCUGGUGUCCAACCCCAUCGCGUGGAGAGACAGGCUGCAGUCGAGAUUCUCGUUCGCAGUGAGCAACGGCGCGCUCAGCGCAUGCGCGGUGCAGUCCGGCGGGAUGGAUAAGGACGGCAAAAAAAAACACACCAGACCCACCUUCAGCGGACAGCAGAUAUUCGCGCUGGAGAAGACCUUCGAACAGACCAAGUACCUCGCGGGCCCCGAGCGAGCGAAGCUGGCGUACGCGCUGGGCAUGACGGAGUCACAGGUUAAGGUCUGGUUCCAAAACAGAAGGACGAAAUGGAGGAAAAAGCACGCAGCCGAAAUGGCGACAGCUAAACGCAAACAAGAAGAACUCGGCGAGGAGUGCGAGGACCAGGAGCCGCACGACAACGACCCCUGCAGCGACGAGGAGGAACCCAAGAGGCCGAGGCUCGAUCUCCAUCACCAGCACAUCAGCCACCACCCACUGCCUCACCACCGGCAGUGAUCACUCGCUGCGGGCGCCAAGCACGACGCCUGUGACAAUAGUGAAGUGAAAGACAAUGGUCUUAUCGAUAUCGAGGCCGAAAGUGAGCGUAAUUAUCGACAAAUGAAAUUUAACACAAGUGAACAAGCCGAUAACAGUUGUUACUUUAAUACCGCGUAUCCUGAGUACUUAGUGCCGCGACAAUUCUGUGCCGAAACUGAUGAGGCUCCGUGUGACCUGUCCAACUGGGCGGUGAGGAGCAGUGAUGGAGUCAGGCCGGCCAGUGAGGGUGACAGCGACCGUAGGAACAGCGACAACUCUACAGUUGAUGACAAUAGCCAGCAGCCUAUCAACUUCGCAUAUUAUCACUUUUAGUGUACGAUAUAAACAUUCAGAGCCAUAAGAUCGCAUGUGAAAUAUCAUCAGGCUGGUUCUCAUUAUUCUCUGAAUGAAGCAAGCUAGCUUAUGGAAUUGAACACAAAAAUGCAUUGACAUCUGAAAUUACUUAUUUUUCUAAAGGUACUCCGCUUUCAUUAUUAACUUUAAGGUUUGGCUGCAAAACUACAACCUUAAUGCUUUUGGUAAAAAAAAGAUUCAAAAGACACAACGAAUACCUAUGCAAAUUUUAAUAGUAAUAUGUUUAUACUUUACAAUACAUGACAUUGUAUUUCAAAUUAUUUAUGGCCUACUAAUAUGACAUAGUAUCUAGAAAAUACUACGCAAUGACAUUACCUAUAGUAUCUAGAAAAUUUAACAAUAUAAGUGUAAUUUUUACAAAACAUUUCGUCUAAGUGUAAUAUAUAUUUAAAAGAACGAAAUAAUGUAUCGAUGAGACAUGAACCUAAAUUAGUUCGUAAAUGUAAAUAUAAUUAAAUAGUCAUGUGAUAGUUAAGUAAAUUAUUUGUAUUUAGAUUUUUACACAUAUUAGUUAUAACGUGUCGACGUUUUUGACUAAAGAUACUACUGGUGGUAGGACCUCUUGUGAGUCCGCGCGGGUAGGCACCACCACCCUGUCUGUUUCUGUCGUGAAGCAAUAAUGCGUUUCGGUUUGAAGGGUGGGGCAGCCGUUGUAACUAUACUGAGAUCUUAGAACUUAUAUCUCAAGGUGGGUGGCGCAUUUAUGUCGUAGAUGUCUAUGGGCUUAAGUAACCACUUAACACCAGGUGGGCUGUGAAAUCGUCCACCCAGCUAAGCAAUAAAAAAAAAAAAAAAAAAGAUCUUUGAUUUAAAUUUUGCUAUCGAAGCACAAUAGAGGAAUUCCAAGCUGUUAAUUGAGGCACAUAGAUGAAGUUUGCAAUACGAAACAAAAGUAACAAACAAACAAACAAACAGUAUUUUAUUAAGCGAUAAGAGGUUAGAUUUAGAAACAUGAGGGCGCGGGUACAGAUAGUCGCAACCGUGUUUAUGCGCCCUGUAUUGAAACCGAUCCUGGUAACAAAUAUAGACUGUGUUGGUAACCCCUGAAACUGACACAAAUAAACACUACACGCAAUAUAACCCACAACCACGCCCCUCCGUGGUGGCCACCUUAUUGACUGCACUUUUUAUACUGGAUAUUGAAUUGAACUUCCUAAUUAUUGUUUUAAGUUAGACUUUUACUGGUUACAGGACCUCUUGUCCGCACGGGUAAGUACCACCGCCCUGCUUAUUUCUGCCGUGAAGCAGUAAUGCGUUUCGGUUGGAAGAGUGGGGCAGCCGUUCUAGCUAUACUGAGACCUUAGAACUCAUAUCUCAAGGUGGGUGGCGGCAUUUACGUUGAAGAUGUCUAUGGGCUCCGGUAACAAUUUAUGAAAUAAAAAAUAAAUAAAUUAACUGACGUAGUUCAGGAACUGUCCUCUUUUACUCCAUUCAAGUUUAUGUAUACCAGUGGUAUCUAAUUAUCAAAUAGAAAUGAACAGGAAAUGUAAGAGCUAAAAAGAGAGAGAGUCAUCAUAUAUUUGACCAGUUUACCAAACGUCAUUUACUCACCACAGGGCGCGUUAUAAGCCUGCAGGCGCAGUUACCACCACUCUGACUGGUUUUACGAAGCAGUCAAGGGUUUUAAUAAUGUGUGGGUCAGCCCUUGCACAACACUUUUGGAGCUCCGACUUCAUGACCAAAGGUGGCAUUCAUAUUGGGGUAUUGAAAAUUCGCACUAAUCACACUGAACUCAGACGGAGUAACAAUGCAGAAAAAGUAAAAUUACAUUAGAAGUUUUUUUGGUUUUAAUAACCAACAUGCUUUACUUCAAUAUGUCCUUGCUAUAAUCACAUGUCAGAAACAGAGUAAUAAAAGUGUAAGCUUUAAUAAAUCCAAUAUCUAAGCGAACGGUUAGAACACAGACAAUCUUUUAGUUUAUAAUUAUCUUUGCUGAACAAAGGUUUUUCGACACGUAGAACUGGCACGGACUGGACAAGACAAACUGGUGGUAGGACCUCUUGUGAGUCCGCGCGGGGGGGUACCUCCACCCUGCCUAUUUCUGCCGUGAAGCAGUAAUGCGUUUCGGUUUGAAGGGUGGGGCAGCCGUUGUAACUAUACUUGAGACCCUAGAACUUAUAUCUCAAGGUGGAUGGCGCAUUUGCGUGAUGUCUAUGAGCUCCAGUAACCACUUAACAUCAGGUGGGCUGUGAGCUCGUCCACCCAUCUAAUCAAUAAAAAAAAAUAAAAAAAAAUGUACCGUAAAUCUAUGAACAACUGAUAGUAGAUAAUAUCUGUAUGAUGUACUAGUAUUUGGCCGACGUAGUUACGGGCUGCUACGUGGCGCCGGACCCCCGCACUUAUGUUUUGUAAUUAUGUAAUAUGCAUCAGAAAAAUAUUAAAUCAUAGCUUUGUAUAUAUUAUACAUAUAACGUUUUUGGCAUUGUAAAUAUAUUUAUAAGCAAAACCGCAUUUUAUUGUUAGUCGAUAGUCGUUGCCGCGCAAUAUGUACAUUGUGUAAUGAUAAUGAGAUAAUGUAAAUAAAUAUUUAAAAAAAACAAA